This is a messenger RNA of Paraphaeosphaeria sporulosa, 189 nucleotides long. Its product is annotated as 40S ribosomal protein S30. The record is from RefSeq and is a predicted model, not a curated record. The transcript is spliced from 3 exons. NCBI's taxonomy places the organism in Eukaryota, Fungi, Ascomycota, Dothideomycetes, Pleosporales, Didymosphaeriaceae. Bases 1 to 189 code for a protein of 62 amino acids. Gene Ontology annotation, molecular function: structural constituent of ribosome. Gene Ontology annotation, cellular component: cytosolic small ribosomal subunit; ribosome. Gene Ontology annotation, biological process: translation.
AUGGGUAAAGUUCACGGAUCCCUCGCUCGUGCCGGAAAGGUCAAGUCCCAGACGCCCAAGGUUGAGCCUCAGGAGAAGAAGAAGACUCCCAAGGGCCGCGCCAAGAAGAGGCUCACAUACACCCGCCGCUUCGUGAACGUCACCCUGACUGGUGGAAAGAGGAAGAUGAACCCCAACCCUGGAUCGUAG